Messenger RNA from Diaporthe batatas, 5039 nucleotides. Its product is annotated as ubiquitin-binding serine/threonine protein kinase VPS15. The transcript is spliced from 2 exons. Gene Ontology annotation, molecular function: protein serine/threonine kinase activity; protein binding; ATP binding. Gene Ontology annotation, biological process: protein phosphorylation; late endosome to vacuole transport; protein targeting to vacuole. Gene Ontology annotation, cellular component: phosphatidylinositol 3-kinase complex, class III, type I; nucleus-vacuole junction; late endosome. NCBI's taxonomy places the organism in Eukaryota, Fungi, Ascomycota, Sordariomycetes, Diaporthales, Diaporthaceae. Bases 258 to 4931 code for a protein of 1557 amino acids. The record is from RefSeq and is a predicted model, not a curated record.
CCAGUCCGCCCACGUCUUGCCCACUAUGUAAACGUACAGCGCCCCGGACGUCGGUGAACAUUCGAGUUGGAUUCCUGAUCAGCAAAAAAAACAGCAGGGCCCGCCCGUCAGGCUUGAUGGUGUCUCGCAGGAGCUAGGGCGACCAACAUGCUCCCAAACCGACGCGCUUACUCGCAUCACAAGUUGCGAUAGCUCUUGUUCGCUAAGGAACCAUCUCCGCCUCUACGAGCGGCACCGCGCCGUGCAUCUUUGCGACGAUGGGGCAGGGCUUCUCCGUGACAACGCCUGCGGCCGGCGCUGCGGGCAUCGAGGUCCCAGAACUGGCAGACCUCGUCUACGAGAAGACUCUCGGGUCUGCACGGUUCAUGAAGUCUAUCCGCGCCCGGCAUCACGAUGGCGUCGUCCUGGUCAAGGUGUUCAUUAAGCCCUAUACCCCGAUGUCACUGAGUCGCUUCAGGCAGGAGAUAAUUCGUGAGCGCAAGCUCCUCGCCGACAUCCCAAAUGCCCUCGGGUACCAGAGGGUUGUCGAGACCGAGACCAACGGCUACCUCGUCCGCCAGUACCUUUAUAACUCUCUAUACGAUCGCUUGAGCACGAGACCCUUUCUCGAGGAUAUAGAAAAGAAAUGGAUAUCUUUCCAGCUUCUCUGCGCCCUGCGCGACUGCCAUGCGAGGGAUAUCUACCAUGGUGAUAUUAAAGCUGAGAACACACUGGUGACCUCAUGGAACUGGCUCUAUCUCACCGACUUCUCCUCUUCCUUCAAGCCGGUAACGCUCCCAGAUGACAACCCAACCGACUUCUCCUACUUCUUCGACACGUCCAGCCGGCGAACAUGCUAUAUCGCCCCGGAACGAUUCGUAGCGCCAGGCGGCAAUGCAAGCCCCAACGCCAGCUUGACUUGGGCCAUGGACAUAUUCAGUGCCGGGUGUGUGAUCGCAGAGCUGUUUCUCGAAUCGCCCAUCUUCAGCCUGAGCCAGCUAUACAAAUACCGGAAGGGCGAAUACGACCCGGGCAUCUCCCACCUGAGCCGUAUUCCGGACAAGGACAUACGUGAGCUGGUGGCGUCCAUGAUCCAGCUGGAUCCGCAACAGAGGUACUCUGCCGAACAGUAUCUGGAGUUCUGGCGACACAAGGCAUUCCCCGAAUACUUCUACACGUUCCUGCACCAGUACAUGGAGGUCAUUACCGAUCCUUCCCCCGGGCAAUAUCCCCUCUCGGGCGCGACCAGAAACUUGGGCGAAGCAGAUGAGCGCAUCGAUCGAGUAUUCUAUGACUUCGACAAGAUUUCGUACUUCUUGGGAUACCAAAACGACUCCCGAGGCUCAGAAUCGGUUCAGCUGCUGCCGAGGCUUGGACUGGGUCAUUUCCCUGUGCGGCUCAACAUCCCUAACAACGAAUAUGCCGUGUCUGGCGAUGUCAAACCGGCUUCUGACGAUGGGACCUUGAUAUUUUUGACCCUCGUCGUAUCAUCACUGCGGAACACCGCGCGGGCGGCAUCCAAGGUUCGAGCCUGUGAUGUUCUAUUGGCAUUUGCGGAGCGGCUGACGGACGAGGCAAAACUUGACCGUGUGCUGCCAUACCUCAUCUCCCUGAUCAACGACAAAGCCGAUAUCGUCGCCAUCACCGCGGUCAGGACAAUAACGCAAUUGCUGGCACUUGUCAAGUCAGUGAACCCUGUCAAUGCACAUGUUUUCCUCGAAUACAUCCUGCCGCGCAUGCAAUUAGCUCUCUAUGGGACUAGUACUCUCCCCAGCCCGCUGGUGAGGGCAACAUAUGCAUCCUGCAUUGGCAGUCUGGCUACAACGGCCAAACGUUUCUUACAGAUGUCAUCGACCCUCAAAGCCGCGGGGACCAUGGCAGCUGCCGAUCCGGAGGUGGAGUCGGGGAGCCAGCCAGAUGCAAAUUUUGAUGGCUUGUUCGAUGAAGCUCAGCAAGAGCUGAUCGAACUAUUCGAGACGCACACCAAGAGCCUCAUCGAGGAUGCCGAUCCCUACGUUCGGCGGGCCUUCCUCAGCUCUGUCCCUGAACUAUGCUUGUUCUUUGGAACCGCCGAGUCCAACGAUAUUAUACUCACGCACCUCAACACUUACCUCAACGAUCGCGACUGGAUCUUGAAAUGUGCUUUCUUUGAGACAAUCGUUGGAAUCGCCGCAUUUAUGGGCAGCGUCAGUCUUGAAGAGUUCAUUCUGCCCCUCAUGAUCCAGGCCCUGACCGACACGGAAGAGCAUGUAGUCCAAGGUGCUUUGCACUCACUGGCAGAAUUGGCUGGCCUUGGGUUGCUGUCAAAGCCCCGGCUGUGGGAGCUCACCGAUGUCGUCGCCCGAUUCUCGAUGCACCCGAAUAUAUGGAUCCGGGAGUCAGCAGCUCAUUUCAUCUCUGCCGCCGCAAGAUAUCUGCCGCCAGCAGACAUCAUCUGUACGCUACUGCCGAUGGUUUCCCCUUUCCUAAAGACCAUGAUCAUGCCAAACGAUUUCCACGAAUUGGCCUUGUUGGACGCGCUCAAGAAGCCUCUCUCUCGGUCUGUGUUUGACCAAGCUUUGUUGUGGGCGGUACAGUCCGACAGAGGCCUUUUCUGGAAGACGAUGCGCAAUUUGCGCAGGCUCUCUUUCGGAACAUCGAGUGCCAUGCCUACGAAUCGGGCGUCUAAGGAGCUGCAUCCCAAGAGCCUCAGUAAGGUCGCGAAGAACGAGGAGGACGAGCAGUGGCUCGGCAGGCUUCGGAACCUAGGUCUGUCGCCCAACGAUGAGUUCAAGCUGCUGGCACUCCGCGAAUUCAUUUGGCGCCUGAGCCAGAUCAAGACGAGGGAUUCGUCUGCAAAUGUCACCAAUCCCGAGCUAAACGACAUUAUCAACCUGCGCACUCUAAACGUCACCGUGCAGACCGUCAUGUUCGACGAGGAAGCCCCAAAGAAACAAAUAGCCGGGGACGAUGUGGACAUGGACGCCAACGCGCCGCGCACGAUCACUGACGCACUAAUGGAUGCAUCUAUGAGCAUCGAUGAUCCAAUAGGGAAGCGGAAGCGCGCUGCUAUCAACACACACCGGGUCAGACUGAGCAGCCAGAUGACCCUCUCUCCUAACCCAGAGGACCGCCUGCCCCUUGAGGAAGGGAUUCGGUCCCCCAAUGGUGAAUCGUCCAGAGACCGGACCCGAAUAAUUUCGGCCCGCCCAGACGAGGCGACUGAAGAGAUUGCAGGCCCCGCGAAGAGGGCGCUCCGGCAUACUUCCAGCGCCAUCAGCCUGCUCAAUAGAAAGGACAGGAGGGACAGUACCAAGGCUACAGCAGAGACCGGCAUGACCGACGCGAACGCCACUGGACGUGUGGAGGGCCUGUUCUCACCGGCCACGCCUUCCAGGAUAUCCAUCGGAGAUGGCGACGACAAUGCUCGAGCUCACCUUCAUUUCAGUCAUAAUUACCCCGGCAACGAUCCUCAUGUCCUGAAAAUGCUUGACUCCAUGUAUGUGGACAACUACCCGCAUGACAUUGCCGAGUUUGGACCUCUGGUCACGCCGAUCAACCGCCGAAAGGUCAGCAAGAACGCGAACGGGCAAGUUUCAGAGGGCUGGAAGCCGACAGGUAAGAUGAUGGCGACCUUUUCCGAGCACGUUGGAGCCAUCAAUCGCGUUGUGGCUGCCCCUGAUCACGUCUUCUUCAUCACGGGCGGAGACGAUGGUGCUGUGAAGGUGUGGGAUACCGCAAGACUGGAGCGCAACAUUGCUCACCGGUCGCGGCAGACACACCGGCACGCGCCAGGGGCAAAAGUCCUGGCCUUGUGCUUCAUCGAGAACACGCAUUGCUUCAUCAGCUGCGCCAGCGACGGAAGCGUACACGUUGUCAAGGUCGAAACCGCCUUCGCAACUACGGCGGUCCGUUACGGCAAGUUGAGGCUGUUGAGGGAGUACCAGCUGCCAGAUGACGAGUUCGCUGUCUGGUGCGAGCAUUUCAAGCAGGAAACCAGCAGCGUGAUGGUCAUAGCCACCAACAGGUCACGCGUCCUCGGGAUCGACCUGAGGACCAUGUCACUCCUGUACGUACUGGAGAACCCAGUCCAUCAUGGCACUCCUACCUGCUUUUGCAUCGACAGAAAAAAGAACUGGCUCUGUCUCGGUACUUCACACGGCGUCUUAGAUCUUUGGGACCUCCGGUUCAAGAUGCGGCUCAAGGGCUGGGGAGUGCCAGGCAAAUCUGCCAUCUACCGCCUCAGCAUCCAUCCCAUCAAGGGACGUGGUAAGUGGGUCUGUGUCUCUGGCGGGACUGGCCAAGGCGAGGUCACCGUCUGGGACCUGGAGAAGACCCUCUGCCGGGAGAUCUAUCGUGUCGGUGGGAACAAGGAGGGCCCCAGGGGCUACGACGCCUGGGAGGUGGACGAGGACCGGCCGGAGGGGAUGCUGGGCCGCUUCGCGACGAACAUCGAGCCGAGCGCCACGGGCAACGCGGACAGGGGCGUCAGGGCCAUGGUGGUGGGGACCGGGUCCCUCGAGGGCGGCGAGCAGCGUGACGUUAGGCACGCGUUCCUGCUCACCGGUGGGUCGGACAAGAAGCUCCGCUACUGGGACCUGACGAGGAUCGAGAACUCAACCGUGUUCAGCGGGCUGCAAGUGGACGAGGGCAAGCCGACCUACUCGGCAAGCCACCCCACCACGGCCAUGACGCUCAACACCGAGAGGCUGCCCCGCGGCCAGGGCCAGGGCUCCGGCAGCGCGUCUUCAUCUGCGGGUGGCAACAAGGCGGAGGACAGGCGGAGCCGCCGGUCCCACCACGGCGCCGACCGGGGCGGUGCCAGGCCGACGAGGUCGACCGUCAUCUCGGUGCAGCAGCAGCAGUUGCUCAAGGCGCAUCUGGAUUCUAUACUAGACCUGGCCCUGCUGGAGAGUCCUUAUACGAUGACUGUGUCUGUCGAUCGGUCUGGCGUGGUGUAUGUGUUUCAGUAACGGGGGGUAAUUGGGUAGAGCAUGGCGUAUGGGAAAGGCGAAAGAGGCAUCUGGUUGGUUUGUUGCAGUGAUGUGCGCAUAGAAAUGAUAUACCAAAUCACAGCGAAA